AUGAAUAGUUCAAGCUCAUCUUAUCCAAGUUUUUCAUCAUUAGACUUAUAUUACCUUUCAGUUUCAUCGAAUAUUUUUCUUUAUGGAUAUAUAAUUAUGAUGAUUAUUGGAUUUACUGGUAAUAUUUUUCAAAUAAUGAUAUUUUCACGUAAAACUAUGACAAAGAUGAGUACUGGCAUUCUUUUUCUUGCAUUAAGUGUGUCCAAUACAGUUUAUCUUUUAUUAUCUUUAUAUGUUUUAAUCAUUUAUGGUUUUAAUAUUCCUGAUCAAUCAAAUUAUGCCAAAGUAUGUCAAUUUCGACAUUAUAUGUAUUAUCUUUCAACAAACUUUAGUGCAUGGAUGCUUACUACAAUUUCAUGUGAUCGUUGGAUACGUUCACAAUUUCCAAUAAAAGCUAAACGAUUUUGUACACCGCGAACAGCUAUUUAUUCAAUUAUAGUUGUACUUAUCUUUAAUUGUCUUUUACAUGUUCAUAUUAUUACACCAAUGUUUGGUCAAAUAGCACCUGAAAUAAAAACAAAUUGUGGUGCUAAUAGUCGUUAUCCAAAUUAUUCAUAUUUUUAUAUUGAAAUUUGGCCAAUAAUUACUCUUCUUACUGUUAGUAUUAUUCCAGCAAGUUUUAUGAUAUUUUUUCUUAUAAGUAUAACAAUAAAUGUACACACUCGUCAAAAUCGAAUUAUUCCUGUUCGACAAACAAAUGUAAACCAACAUGAAAGACGACAUACACGUUUUCUUCAACGACAAAUGUUAAUACUUAUGCUUGCUACUUUGAUGCUUUUUUUUCUUACAACACUUCCUGUUGCUUUAUUGCAUUUUGCAAUAUCUACUUUGAAGAUUCCACAAUCAUUUUCAUUUAGCCUUCUAUUAAUAUCUGUAUUUGAAUUUAUAACAGUAUCAUAUUAUUCAUUAAAUUUUUAUUUACAUUGUUUGACGUCAAAAUUAUUUCGGAAAGUAUUUUUUAAAUGUAUUCCAUGUUCUAUUGCAAUAAAUUUUCGUCGAUCAAAUCAUACUUCUAAUGUAAAUCUUACUUAA
Messenger RNA from Rotaria sp. Silwood2, 1032 nucleotides. The record is from the annotation of a GenBank genome assembly. NCBI's taxonomy places the organism in Eukaryota, Metazoa, Rotifera, Eurotatoria, Philodinida, Philodinidae.